AUGAUACUUCAACUAGCUGACCGUUCAAUUACUUAUCCAAGAGGUGUCAUUGAAGAUCUAAUUAUAAAGGUUGAUAAUCUUUACCUACCGGCAGAUUUUCUGGUUCUAGACAUGGACGAAGACCUUCAAACACCUAUUAUUUUGGGGAGGCCGUUUAUGGCCACUGCUAGGACUUUAAUUGAUGUGGAAGCUGGAACAUUGACUCUACGGGUUCAAGACCAAUCUGUGGUAUUUAAUUUGUUAGAGACUGCAAAACGGCCUACGGAACAGCAAGACUGCAUGCGCAUUGACAUGGUAGACAGUAUGGUUCAAGACAGAUUUUAUGGCAGCUCAAAAACAGAUCAGUUGCUACAUGUUUUACAAGGGGAACUUGGGGCAGAUUCUGAAGAUGAAGGUGUUCUUGAGUACAUUCACGCAUUGAACAAUCUGCCAACAGUGUUGUCAAAGUUUAGAAAUGUUUACGAGAGUUUAGGGGAACCUAAACAGCCCCUUAAACCGUCCAGACAACAGCCACAAAAACUAGAGCUGAAGCCUUUACCAGAACAUCUGAAAUAUGCAUAUUUAAGAGCUGUAGAGACGCUGCCAGUUAUAAUUGCAGCAGAUUUAACACCUACAGAGGAAGAUAAAUUGCUUCGUGUGUUGAGAAAAUAUCAAGAUGCAUUGGGAUGGACAAUUGCGGACAUCAAGGGAAUCAGCCCAGCACUAUAUAUGCACAGAAUAUUAAUGGAAGACGACGUGAAGCCAACAGUUGAUGCUCAACGCCGCCUUAACCCAAUUAUGAAAGAGGUGGUCAGAACAGAGGUUAUGAAAUUACUUGAUGUAAGUAUGAUUUAUCCUAUUUCUGAUAGUAAAUGGGUUAGCCCGACUCAAGUUGUGCCUAAGCGGACCGGUAUUACAGUGGUGAAAAAUGAUAAUAAUGAGUUAAUUCCUACACGAUUGACUACGGGAUGGAGAAUGUGUGUAGAUUACCGGAAGCUUAACACAGGGACAAGUAAAGACCAUUUUCCUUUACCCUUCAUUGACCAAAUGUUGGAAAGGUUAGCUGGGCGUGCUUUUUACGGUUUUCUUGAUGGUUAUUCUGGGUAUAAUCAAAUUCUAAUUGCUCCAGAGGAUCAAGAGAAAACCACUUUCACUUGUCCAUUUGUUUCUGGAGCAGAUGUUGCGGACUAUGGGUUUCCCAAUCCGGGGCGGCCAUUUGGGCGAAUUAUCCCCUCUCGAGGCUUACGGCAAGGGGAUCCUAUAUCACCGUAUCUUUUCCUUAUUAUGGCUAAAGCCUUCUCCGUUCUCCUCCAGCAGGCUGAGAGGGAUUCUAGAUUACAUGGUGUCUCCAUUGCCCCUUCUGCUCCUUCUAUUAACCAUCUCUUUUUUGCUGAUGACAGCCUUCCGUUUUAUAAUGCCGGGACAACUGAGGCUCUAGAGCUUGAACAUAUUUUUGGAGUGUAUGAGGCGGCUUCUGGACAAAAGGUCAACCUUGGAAAAUCCGCUCUUUGCUUUAGCCCUUCCACCCCAAGGGUGUUGCAGGACGAUAUUCGUUAG
Molecule: messenger RNA, 1536 nt
Organism: Prunus armeniaca (apricot)
Lineage: Eukaryota; Viridiplantae; Streptophyta; Magnoliopsida; Rosales; Rosaceae
Source: the annotation of a GenBank genome assembly